CAUUGGUGAAUAUUGGAUACAUUGGUGGAUAUUGGACACAUAGAUGAAUAUUGGACACCGUAGAUGAAUAUUGGACACAUCGGUAAUCCGACUACUUGUCAGAUUUCGAGACUUUAGUUUCUGGUUGCAUUUAAAGAGGGCAGCAUGAGUUCUUAUAGGUCAUCCUCACCUAGAUUGUCUUCCAAGUUCAAGAGUGCCAUGUCAGAGCGCUACAACUCAUACAAAGAUGAUAACUUUGACUAUUCAGACCGAAGUCACAUGACCCGGCCUACGACCUUGACCUCAGAUUCCUCUGCCAGCAAAUCAAGUAGUUCCGACAGUUCUUCCAGUAGUGGAUAUGUAAGGCGGGACCCUGAGACUUAUGAACGAAUAAGAAAUGGAAACAGUGACAAAGAAAAAACAUCAACUUCUAGCUAUAAAUCUGACUACAAAUCUGACUAUAAGUCAGACUACAAAUCUGACUACAAAUCCGAUUAUAAAUCAGACUACAAAUCUGACUAUAAAUCUGAUUAUAAAUCUACAAGUUCAACUUUACCAGCACGCUCUACAGAGGGCUUGAUAAUGACAAAGGGCUUGAUAGAGAAAGUGAUAAAGAGAACUUACUAAAUGGGAAUGGGCAUGAUGUG
This is a messenger RNA of Owenia fusiformis, 626 nucleotides long. The record is from the annotation of a GenBank genome assembly. Lineage: Eukaryota; Metazoa; Annelida; Polychaeta; Sabellida; Oweniidae.